AUGUCCAAUCAAUUGCCUCCGCAAAAUGAAGAGCUUACAAAGCCAAAUCCUCCAAAAGCUGAAAGCGAUGUACAAGGCUUCAAUUGGUGGAGGAGGACAUUUCAAUAUAAAACUGGACUCGGCCUUACUCCAGAGGAGAAAGUGCAAUAUGAGAAUGAUUAUAAAUUUGUACUACAACGCCAACAAUGUGAAAGCUGCUACCACUAUAGGGAUUGGUUGCUAAAGUAUUCACCAACGGUGAUCUUCAUGACGCAGCAGAUCGCAAAGCUAAAUAAUAAGCGCACUAAUACAGACGAUAUGAAGUUCGACGAAUCCAAGAUCAUAUGUGAUGUUUGUCCAGACUGGAAAUCUGGUGGUUUCCAUCCUGAGCUAGGUAUUUUGAUAUGUCAAAAUAGAAUCAAAGACAAAUGGCAUUUGGAAGACACUCUUUCACACGAAUUAGUUCAUUAUUUCGACAACUUGAAGUGGGAAGUUGACUGGCUAAACCUGAAGCAUCACGCGUGUUCUGAAAUAAGAGCUUCCAGUUUAAGCGGUGAAUGUAGAUUUAUGCAGGAGUUUGCUAGACGUGGAUUUAACACGGGAUUCAAGGUGGAGAAAGGUCACCAAGAAUGUGUUAAGAGACGUGCUACUAUCAGUGUGUCCGGUAACCCCAACUGUAAGGAUAUGAAACACGCGGAGAAAAUUGUAGAUCAAGUUUGGGAUUCCUGCUUUAACGACACAAGACCAUUUGAUGAAAUCUACAGAUAA
Kluyveromyces marxianus DMKU3-1042 is the source of this 747-nucleotide messenger RNA. RefSeq names its product putative metalloprotease (gene ATP23). Bases 1 to 747 code for a protein of 248 amino acids. Gene Ontology annotation, molecular function: metalloendopeptidase activity. Lineage: Eukaryota; Fungi; Ascomycota; Saccharomycetes; Saccharomycetales; Saccharomycetaceae. The record is from RefSeq and is a predicted model, not a curated record. Gene Ontology annotation, biological process: mitochondrial protein processing; mitochondrial proton-transporting ATP synthase complex assembly. Gene Ontology annotation, cellular component: extrinsic component of mitochondrial inner membrane. The transcript has a single exon.